Phytophthora sojae is the source of this 1101-nucleotide messenger RNA. RefSeq lists its product as hypothetical. The transcript has 7 exons. NCBI's taxonomy places the organism in Eukaryota, Oomycota, Peronosporomycetes, Peronosporales, Peronosporaceae. Gene Ontology annotation, cellular component: microtubule cytoskeleton. The coding region runs from base 1 to 1101 and encodes 366 amino acids. The record is from RefSeq and is a predicted model, not a curated record. Gene Ontology annotation, biological process: microtubule severing. Gene Ontology annotation, molecular function: ATP hydrolysis activity; ATP binding.
AUGUCAAGCGCAGAUGCGAAACAGCGAAAAACAGGACAAGGUCCGCGAUCUUCUAAGCGUCGUGAGAGUGUUCAAAGUACAGCAAGCUCGAGCAACAACGAGUCGGGCCUAGAGACCAUUGCGGGAAAAGUUAAGUACUCCGAGCUCGCCAAAGAGAAUGACUGGGUGGAUCGAGAGCUUAUUGAAGCUAUCGAACGGGAUAUUGUCGAUCACGGGGAGAAGAUCACGUUCGAGAAUAUCGCAGGGCUUGAGCAUACGAAGCAGCUACUGCAAGAAACUGUCAUGCUUCCGCAGAUCGCGCCUCACCUCUUCACGGAUGGACUUCUUAAGCCUUGCAACGGGGUGCUAAUGUUUGGCCCACCAGGAACGGGAAAAACGCUGCUAGCUAAGGCUGUCGCACACGAAUGUGGGACGACAUUUUUCAAUGUGUCCGCCUCGACACUUUCAUCCAAGUAUCGAGGUGACUCCGAAAAAAUGGUUCGAAUCCUGUUCGACAUGGCUCGCUACUACGAACCCUCGAUCAUCUUCAUGGAUGAGAUUGAUGCAAUCGCGUCAGCUAGAGGUGCAGCAACCGAACACGAAGCCAGCCGAAGGGUCAAGACGGAGUUGCUGGUUCAAAUCAACGGCGUUUCGUCUGGGGAGCACGAGGGCAGUCGAGUGAUGCUUUUGGCGGCCACCAACCUCCCGUGGGAAUUGGAUGAAGCCAUGCGACGACGACUAACAAAGCGAGUGUAUAUACCGCUUCCCGAAGCUGAGGCACGUCGAGCUCUUUUUCAGCUUAACAUGGGGAAAAUUGACGUGGGUCCAGAUGUGAGCCUGGACGAGCUCGUGGAUGAAACUGAGGGCUAUAGCGGAGACGAUAUCACGAACGUCUGCGAAACAGCCAAGCGAAUGCCUGUGAAACGAGUAUAUACGCCAGAGCUACUUCUAAAAAUGCGGCGUGAUAUGGAAGCGGGUGAAGAUUUUCGUGAGCUUGAGACUGAACGACUUGUAGUCACCAAGGCGGACUUUGCGGAGGCUUUGAGCAAUGUUUGCAAGUCUGUGGGCCACGACCAACUUCGUCGAUUUGAGGAGUGGGAAGCUGAGUUUGGUUCUAAAUGA